AUGUUGGAUGUUAUCAUAGAAGCUGCAGCACAUGACCAUGAGAAAUCAAGAUCUGUUUUGCUUAUUAGGCCACAAGUCAAGAAGUUGAUGAUACCCACAGCUAGUAAAUAUUAUCCUAGAACUAAAAAGAGAUACCAGAAUAGUAAACAAAGACCUCCAUUAUAG
This is a messenger RNA of Acaulospora morrowiae, 165 nucleotides long. The record is from the annotation of a GenBank genome assembly. Lineage: Eukaryota; Fungi; Glomeromycota; Glomeromycetes; Diversisporales; Acaulosporaceae.